This is a messenger RNA of Salpingoeca rosetta, 2499 nucleotides long. RefSeq lists its product as uncharacterized. The coding region runs from base 1 to 2499 and encodes 832 amino acids. The transcript is spliced from 2 exons. The record is from RefSeq and is a predicted model, not a curated record. Lineage: Eukaryota; Choanoflagellata; Craspedida; Salpingoecidae.
AUGCUGACAUGCCGGGACCGAGCAGGAAUAGAAGCGCUACAGCGCCAAGUGCUCGCGGCCGGAAAGCGUGUUCUGAUCGCUCGGUUUGGGGGCCUUGAUGGGGGCGCAGGCUGGCGCAAGGAGAUAUCACCGAUCAUCACGGCGUACGUCAAGCAGCGCCCACGACUAGGCAGCCUGCUGCUUGCAGUGGCUCUGAAAAGCAAGGUGCUGCAGCCCGACGACAUCGAGCCUGAUGCGCUUCAGGCCCUCUUCAGUAUGAUGAGCGACCGGCAAGUUGACGUGACCACGCGCAGACAUAUGGCAUAUGCAGCCGACGAGGUCGCCAGCCAGGCACCGCCUUUGCUGCUGAAUGCAGUGCUGAAGGACGGUGACCUGCAGGAGCUGGUGGUGGAAGCACUGCUUCACCACGCAAAUUCUGUCACGUGCGGCUUCCUCUUUGACGUGUGCCUCUUUGUGUUCAACGUGUGCAGGGCGGUAUGCGGCUUUGAGUCGACAGGUGCACGCCGCUGGUUUCGUGACCUGCCAUUUACUCUGAAACUCGCUGGUUACAGGGCCCAGGACAACGAUGUCAUUGUGACGGCUGUGAUGCUCCUGGUCCGAGCUGCGGUGGAGUUCAUGGAUGCAGUCGCGGAUGUGCCGGAUCACCUCGCCAAACUUUUGGUGCAACACAGUGGCUGGACAAGACCGCGCUCAGUCUCCAACCUAUUGUCCGCGAUAGUCUUGGCGCAGAUGCUGCUCAAGUUGUCGGAUGUCAGCGAAGCAGAUGCAAGGGCUUUCCUUUCCAGACUUGCUGCGUUCACCCCAUCACAGCAUGCCCGCCAAAUUAUGUUGGUGGUCCAGCACGUGCACGCGGCCACAUCCCCGCAAGACGUACAGCCUCUAUUUGGCAUGCUGGCUUUGCAGUUUGCAGCCAUGUCAAAGCAGCAGACGUCACAGUUUCUGCUCUGCCGCAGUUACCCUCACGACAUGGUGCUGGGUCAGCGACUCGUCGACGCUGAUCUUCGACGUUUGGCCGUCCAAGCCGGCUCGCGCUACCUGCUCGCACAGGACGCACCAGGCUGCGACACCGAUGCGACUCUGCUGUUGCUUGCCGACGUGACGCCAGAAGCGGACGUGGACAACAUGGUUCGCACGCGGGUGACGCGAAUCGAAGCGGUGCUGACGAACACCGACGGAGACCGGGAAGCAGGCGGAGGCAUGGCCGCAGCGGUCGACGAUAUGCUGCUUCUGCUCCGUGACCUGGUUGCGUGCUCAUCACAUCUGUCAUACGAGGUGGCAUGCGCGACCGUCGACGUCUUGUGGACGGCUGCCCAGCUGCAUGCGCAGGCGAGUGAGCUCAUGGUGUUGGCGGUGCGUGGCCUGACGUACCUGGCGAAGUCCAGCACACACGUCGCAGAGCGCAUGAGGCAUCGCGAUGUGGUGGCGGGUGCACUGGCUGCCGCUCGGCGAGGAGUCUCCCAGAACACACUGCAAGGCAAAGCCAUGCUGGCACAUGCCCUGGGGCUGGUGUCGGCCAUCUGCGCGUCUGAUCCCGCCCACUACGCCUCCAUGCUCGACUGUCAUGAGGGUGCUAGUGGUGUUGGGAUGCUCCUUCAGAUUGCACGCAAUGACACGGGAAAGUGCUGGGCCAGCGCACUUGGGUUGCUGAAGGACCUGCUGUACACGCCUGCGAGAGCAGAGGUGCUCCGCGUGCAUCGCCGGAUGUGUCUGGAGGCCAUGCUUGCUAUUGUGUCGAGCAAACGCGUCACGCCCAAGAUGACCAUCCAGCAGGAUACGCGCAUCGGAGCAAAGCAUCUGUCACCAGCAUCCUACAUCGCCGACAUCCUCACGGAGCUGCUGCUGAGCGUGGAUGAGGAGGAGAAGGAGAAGAAGGAGGAGGAGGAGAAGAAGGAGAAGAGCGGAGAUGAGCGUCUCGCCAGGGAGAACACAACUCAUGUGGUGGAGGUUGCUGUCUCCCGCCCCUUGCUUGCGCUGCUCGUGCAUCGUGCUCGUGAGAUGAGGCUUUUGGGCGCUGGUACGCAACGCACGGCUCGCGUACUCCGCGCACUGGAGAUCCUGGUGGGCAUGCGCGGAAAUGCGCUCGAGUUUGUGUGGGGCACACCCGACGCGGCUGGACCCGGGGAUGCGCCGGCGAAUGGGCCUCAAGACAGCGACAGUGACUGCUUUGGCGACUUGCUCGACGAACUCGCGGAGUGUUUGGCCUCAGAAGGACAGACGCAUACCGUUGCGUGGUGUCGCUUAAUGGGUGUGGUCAUGCGCACGAUGGAAUCGAAUCUGGAGCCCCUACGACUGGCACUGCGACGGCAUGUCAGCCGCAACGCUGAGCGGUUUGCCAGUUCGACUCGGGGGUCUGGGAUGAAGUUCCUGCUCAGCGUGUUCAAGGACGCACUCAAGCGCUGCGGCUGUCGCACCUACGACAACGAUGCCGUGGUGGUUGACACGCGCGCUCGCCUCCAGGCACUGAUCAAGGACCUGACCCAGGAGGUCCGGCGGUCGUAG